This is a messenger RNA of Soboliphyme baturini, 1310 nucleotides long. Lineage: Eukaryota; Metazoa; Nematoda; Enoplea; Dioctophymatida; Soboliphymatidae. The record is from the annotation of a GenBank genome assembly.
AUGAGUGUUGUCGUCGAAUGCAGAUUGCCACGUCAGAUGGGGAAAACGUUGGAUUCUCAUCGUUGUGGUCUGCGCGGAGCGUCGGUGGAAUUCGCAUGCAGUCCUCAGAUUGAAAAUGCUGCGGUUCAGGUGGAAAUUGCUCAGCCGACUAACGACAAAAGUGAUGUAACGCUAGAGGAAGGUUCUUCUGAGCAAGGCACUGGUUCUAAAGUUGAAGCAUAUCGAAAGCAAGUUGAGGAGUUGACUGCUCGUUUGGAAAAGGCAACAACGGGAACCGAACAGGAGACGCUGUUGAGGUUGGAAAUUGCUGACUUUGAGCGCACUGUCAAAAAUCUGCAGGGCGAAGUCGCUGCGUUGAGUGAAGCGAAAGCGACGAAGGAACGAAUAUGCGAACAGUUGCUGAAAGAGAAAGAAGCGGUCGAGAGUAGUCAGGUUGAAUCAUCGCGUCUGUUGUCUGCUUUGAAGACUCAAGUUGCUGAACUGCGACAGAAUUUACAGAGCGUCGAACUGAAGCUGCAAGAUGCGUUAUCAGUCGAAGCAUCCACUCGAGAGAAGCUUUCCUCGGUUGAAGAGCAGUUCGAAAUCUUUAAAUGUAACUCAGCGAAAGACCUCGCAUCGUAUCAUCACCGGCUGGAAGCAUCCGAGAAGAUGGUGUCUGAUCUGAAGUCAAAAUUGCAUGAGGAAAAAGGCGCACAUGAUCUGGCUCAGACAAAAUUAGACGAGGAGCGGCAGGAAUUUGAGUCUUAUAAAGUGAAAGUGCUGACAGUUCUGAAACAACAGCGCGCAGCGAGCAACAGAAACGAUGAGCUCGAUGAUUUGGAAGAAAAAUCCUGUUUGGAGAAGACAGUUGCCUCGCUUCAGGAAGAACUCCAGAAGCUAAGACAUGCUCAAGAACUGAACGAAAGUAAGGUUCAGCGACUGGCAGAUUCAGAGGCCAGGUUAAAAGAAAACAACAAACUUUUGCAGUUGAACAGUCUGUCGAUGGAACAGAACCUUCGCAGCAAGCUUGAAAGUCUUGCCCAAGAGGUGCUGUCCCGCAAAAGAGAAGGAGACGCGAAAGUAGAACAGGUGUUGGAAAAAGCGGAAGACGAUAAAAGGCAGUUAGAAGUAGGAAAUGUUUAUAUUUUCUGCUGGCUUUUGCUUGUCUUGUUUCUGAAAGUGCGAAAUAAGUCAUAUUUGUUGGAGAGCAGUCGUCUUUCUGGCCUUUUUACUACUGUCAAUUGUAUGGAGGGCAGAUGCAACUAUGGAACUCCACAGCCAAUGUUGACAGCUACCGCGAGGCCUUCCAUCAAAUGUCAUUGCUCUUAGCC